Messenger RNA from Bursaphelenchus okinawaensis, 2386 nucleotides. The record is from the annotation of a GenBank genome assembly. NCBI's taxonomy places the organism in Eukaryota, Metazoa, Nematoda, Chromadorea, Rhabditida, Aphelenchoididae.
AUGACACAUAAUAACAAGAUUCAUCCGAUUGGGUUGGACGAGACGAUACGAGAGAUGGAGGGCGCAGAGAGAGUGGAGAAGAAGGAGAGACGGAAUCUGAAGGAAUUUAUGAAAAAAUACUUUCUGGAAGGUAAGUUCUUGCCGUUUUUAGAAGGAUGUUGGUUUUAGGUGAUAUUUUUGUUUUGGACAGGGGUGAUUUGAUUAGUUUUGGAGUUUUAGGUAUAGUUUUUUCAUGAUGAAGCAUUUUAGGUAAUAUUUUAGAGGUUUUUCAAAUUUUAGGUAAAAUUUUCGAAUUUUUAAAAACUUUAGUACUAUUUUUCAAUGUGGAAGAGUAAAAUUUGCAUUUUCUUUGUAUUUUAGGCAGGACGUUUUAAAUUUAAAAUUUUUAAGCAACCUUUUUCAAUUUUUUAAAUUUUAAAUAACAUUUUUCAAUUUUUAUAAGUUUCGGCACUGUUUUUUGGUGUGUACAAGCAAAAUUAGUAUUUUAGUCAUGGUUUUUCAUUUUGAAGCCUUUUAGGUAACAUUUUUUAGUAGUUUUCGAAUUUACAAUUUUAAGGUAUCACUGAUAAUAUUAUUGUAGGUCAACGCCUGGAUAACAAAUUACAAGAGAAAAUAGACGCCCAAGGAAGGGAGAAUCUGUCAUUUCAUGAAAAGUACCGUAAAUACCUAGCAUUUUUGUUACCCUUCAUAUUCUUCCAAACGUGCUGGUGGUCGUUGGCAAUAAGAAACAACUUGUUCGCUUUAUAUCCCACAAGAUACGAAAUGGCUAUUACUAUGGUAUUGGGGGCUUUAGUAUCUGGUAGGUUUGGAAUGGCAUUUUUGGUUAAAAAUGGCAGGAACUUUGUUUACAAGGCGAUAAAUGGCAAAGAACACAAAAAUAUUUUUCAUCGUAUAACUUGUAACACGCAGCUGCAGCUAUCACUUUUUUCGACAUUUUGAUUAAAAAUAGCAAGAACUUUCUUUACAAUGCAAAAAAUGGCAAGAACUUUCUUUACAAAACCUAAAAUGGCAAGAAGUUUCUUUAAAACGCAAAAAAUGGCAAGAACUUUCUUUACAAAACAAAAAAUGGAAAGAACUUUCUUUACAAACUAAAAAAUGACAAGAACUUUACUUCCAAACCAAACUUGAAAAAACUUUCUUUCCAGGAGCAACAUCAGAAGGUGGUGGAGCAGUAGCCUUUCCAGUGAUGACAUUACUACUUCAUAUUCCAUCAGAAGUGGCACGAGACUUCUCUCUAAUGAUUCAAAGCUGUGGCAUGGCAGCUUCUUCAUUUUCCGUAGUUUAUAUGAAGGUCAAAGUGGAAUGGCAUUCGAUUAUCUUCAGUUCAUUGGGAGCCUUCUUCUCCAUUAUAUUGGGAUUGCAGUUUUUGGAUGACAUUAUUGAUGGUAAGCACAGAAAUUUUUGAAAAAUAUAUUUUAGUACUAUAUAGCACUAUAGAAGGAACUUUUUCUUUUUUUGGCUUAUUGCAUGCACAAUUUUUAAAAAUAUUACCUAAAAUUUUCAAAAAACCUCAAAAUUUCAGGAAGUCAAAAGAAGAUGGUCUUUGUGUCGAUUUGGUUUGCAUUUGCCAUAUCUUUGCUCAUCCUCAACACCCAAAAGAAGCGUGUAACCUACGAUGAGAUUCCAGAAUUCGGCCCAAAGAAAGCCCUGAUACUAUUCUGUACUGGACUUUUCGGAGGCCUUUUAAGUGCCUGGACUGGCUCUGGAGUCGACAUCUGCUCAUUCUCAAUCCUAACCCUACUAUUUCGAGUAUCAGAGAAAGUGGCAACCCCAACUUCAGUCGUCCUGAUGUGUUUGAACACCUGGGUCGGCUUCUAUUGGCGUCAGCUGAUUCAGAAGGACGUCCCUCAACUGGCAUGGGAAUAUUUCUCCGUAGCCAUGCCUGUAGCUAUUACUUGCUCACCAAUUGGAGCUCUGUUGUCUUCACAUCUUCAUCGACAGGUCCUGGCUUGCUUUGUUUAUAUUCUGGAGACGACCGCCUUAAUUGGCUUCUUGAUCACGAAGCCAGCGUUGCAUCUGAUAGUUAUUGGAGCUGGAAUCAUCGUUGUGGCGUGAGUUUUUUGGUUGUAUUAUACUUGUAAUUUCUUUUUUUUGCUUGGUAGGGGCAAAAAAAAAACAAAAAAAUUUGGGCGUGGUAAAAAUUUCUUGGGAGGGGUAAAAUUUUCCGGGCGUGGCAAAGCGAUUCCUGGGACAGAAAUCUCUUUAGGAGCGGGGAAAAGAGUAAAAUAGUAAAUAUUUCAAUUUCAGUGUCCUGUUCUUCUUGUUCAUCAGCUACAUGGGACGACGAAUGAGUGAACAGCACGAACUGAAAAUCCAACCUCAAGAUGUCUCUCGACCUGGCUCUUCCACUACCUCUACUGUAUACACGAUUGAAGCUGCUGCUUAA